Polychytrium aggregatum is the source of this 1207-nucleotide messenger RNA. RefSeq lists its product as uncharacterized. Bases 165 to 782 code for a protein of 205 amino acids. The transcript is spliced from 4 exons. The record is from RefSeq and is a predicted model, not a curated record. NCBI's taxonomy places the organism in Eukaryota, Fungi, Chytridiomycota, Chytridiomycetes, Polychytriales.
CGCUGGGUCAUCUGCCGAUAUAAAUAUCAGCCAGGUUCCACCAUCCAGCGCACAUUGCUCCCAGCACUGUUACCUUUGCUUGCCUCACCAUCUCCAGCACCUUCUCCUGCAGAUCGCAUCGAUCCCGCAACUCCUUCCAAGUCGCUCUUCCUGCUCCCGCCACCAUGAUUUCCGACGACGCUGCCGCCCCUGCUCAGGUUGCUCUCGAGAGCUCUGCUGCUCCGGCCGCUCCUGCUCCUGCUCCUGUUCCUGCUCCUGCUCCUGCUCCUGUCGCGACGCUUCCCGAAUCUGUCCAUGAAGAGAUUGUCAAACCCAACCUCGAGCAGCAGCCCAAGCGAAUUAUUGCCAUCGCCAUCGACAACUCGAAUCACAGCGCAUAUGCCUUUGACUGGGCCCUUGAGAACGUCGUUGACGUUGCCCGUGACCAGGUUGUCCUUCUGAACGUCCGCCCCUUCCCCGGAGCCAGCCGCCCGACGGCAUUCUCGUACAUGGACUUUUCCGAUCGCAUUGACGAAAUCGAGGAGGCCAACAAGCUCGAGUCCCACUCGCUGCUGAAGCAGUUCGGUGGCCAACUCCUGAAGCGUAAUAUCUCCUGCCGCGCCAUCGCCUUGCGCGGCGAUCCGCGCGACGAAAUCAUCGUCAAGCUGGAGGAGAUCAAGGCCGACAUGAUCAUCAUGGGCUCGCGCGGCAUGGGUGCUUUGAAGAGGGCUUUCAUGGGUUCCGUCAGCGACCACCUCGUCCACCACGCACCCUGCGCCGUCGUCGUCACUCGCACACCUUGAACCGCACUCCUCUCUCCAUCGAGACUGGGUCUUGAUGAUUGAUCCAUCCGAUUGAUCCGUCCCAUCGGUCCAUCCGAUUGAUCCGUCCUAUUGAUCCAUCCGAUUGAUCCGUCCGAUUGAUCCAUCCCAUCGAUCCUGUCGACAGCUAUCAAGCAUUUUAUCGAUUCUAUCGACGGCUAUCGAGCAUUCUGUCCAUCUUUACUUUCUUGUCACCACCAACUUUACCCACUGAGUUGUAACUAGUUCUCCCUUCCUCCCUCCCUCCUCGUUUUCCAAACUUCUUUUUGGGUUUGCACUUGAUCCCGAAUGGACUCCUUCCUUAUUCCACUCCACCAAGCUAAUCGAGUUCAUGCACCACGUCCCCAGCUCCUUCUGCCAACACGAAACUGGAGCGUCAAUAUAUGAUAUGAUGCACAUAUUGCACC